AUGAGUUCGUCAACUUACACGGGCUUGCGAGCGGCGGAUCGCCCCAGCAUCCUGGAUCCCGCCCGUCCUAUCAGGGGCUUGACAAUUGCUUUCUGCAUCUGGAAAGCUCUGGUAUUCCUGGUCAUAGUCUCCUGCCCAGGACUGGGCUACGAUACUUCGACAAGCCAUCUUUAUCACGGUAUCAACAGCUCUGAUGUCAUCUCAGAGGACAUCGAACAUCUCCUUCUCACGGUUCCCCGGAAGUUCGUUAGGUGGGACUCGAUAUACUUCUUGCAUAUAGCUCAGAAAGGUUACGUCUUCGAGCAAGAGUGGGCAUUUGGCUAUGGGUACACUCAGGCUUUAGCUUACCUUACUACCGUUUUCCAACAUUUCACUGGCUUAGGAGGAGCGGUAUUUGUCGCGAUUGAGGCAAUCUUACUCUCCCACAUUGCCCACUAUCUCUCCGUUCUAGCGCUAUAUAAGCUUUCCGUCAAUGUGUUUGGAAACGACACCACCACGCAACGACUCAUCUGUCUCCUUUCCUCGGCCUUACAUAUCAUUUGCCCUGCCGGGGCAUUUCUCUCCGCACCCUAUGGAGAAUCACUGUUCUCUUUCCUGAACAUCACAGGCUUCUAUCUCUACUCUUCUGCUUACCUGGACAACAAGAAAGGCAAGCGUUUGUCCGGCGAUUUGAAAUCGAUCCUCUCCGCUGUUCUGUUCUCUGCAGCUACUACUGUUCGCAGCAAUGGGAUCUUAAGUGGGAUCUUAUUCGCCUAUGACGCUUUCCUCCAGCUUCGACGAGUUGUGUCCCAGAGUCUGUCAUGGAACGCCUGUGCUCACUUGCUUGUCGCCAUCGUGAGCGGCUGUAUCAUCGCGCUUGGACUUGUCCUUCCCCAAUAUAUCGCCCAUACAGCGUAUUGUGCAGAGGCCAUCCCGCGACAAUGGUGUCAAUGGUUUGUCCCCAGUAUUUAUGGCUGGGUCCAGAGUCAUUAUUGGAACGUGGGUUUCCUUCGAUAUUGGAGCAUUUCAAACCUCCCAUUAUUUGUUCUGGCGAUGCCGAUGCUGGCUAUACUCUGCCGCUCGUCUUUUUGGGCACUUGACAUGGCAGUCCCUUUCAUAUACCCGAGAGCAUUGAGUGGGAUCGAUCACGCGUCUUCUUCCGCUACCACAGCUUCGCUGCUUCUACGACUGGCUGCGCCUCAGGGAAUCCUGGCAUUGCUGGCUCUGACCAGCUAUCAUGUCCAAAUCAUCAAUCGAAUAGCUUCGGGAUACCCACUGUGGUAUUGGUACCUUGUGUACCUGGUUUCAGGGAAUUGGGGUCAAAUCCCGCCUUCAAUCCAACACAGCCGUACUUUUACACGAGCAGUGCAGGGCAUGGUGGCAUAUGCUUUAGUGCAAGCCACAUUAUUUGGGUCUUUUCUACCACCCGCUUGA
Molecule: messenger RNA, 1413 nt
Organism: Aspergillus homomorphus CBS 101889
Lineage: Eukaryota; Fungi; Ascomycota; Eurotiomycetes; Eurotiales; Aspergillaceae
Product: DUF409 domain protein
Exons: 3
Coding region: 1-1413 (470 amino acids)
Biological process (GO): GPI anchor biosynthetic process
Cellular component (GO): mannosyltransferase complex; endoplasmic reticulum membrane
Molecular function (GO): GPI mannosyltransferase activity; alpha-1,6-mannosyltransferase activity
Source: RefSeq, a predicted model, not a curated record